Anisakis simplex (herring worm) is the source of this 348-nucleotide messenger RNA. NCBI's taxonomy places the organism in Eukaryota, Metazoa, Nematoda, Chromadorea, Rhabditida, Anisakidae. The record is from the annotation of a GenBank genome assembly.
UUGAUUCUCAAAGAGAUUUAUCGCGUUCUGAAGCCGGGUGGUACUUUUUCGAUGAUUGAAGUUGACGGAACCGGUAAUAUACGUACGGAUAAAGCCAAGGGUAUUGCGGCAUUCAUUUAUGGAAUAUCGUUAUUCCACUGUUUGCCAGUUGGAAGUGAUUCUGAAGAUGCACUUGGACUUGGUGCUGCGUGGGGACGUGAUAAAGCCAAGAAAUUGCUUUCUGAAGCAGGAUUCUCCAAUAUAGACAUCGUUGAUACACCAUUCUUCGAAUCCAAUAUUUUGUACAAUUGUCAUAAAGCACCAACUUCGUCGUCGAAUGACAAUCAGACGCACUCAUCUCAAACAUAA